Molecule: messenger RNA, 2406 nt
Organism: Anopheles maculipalpis
Lineage: Eukaryota; Metazoa; Arthropoda; Insecta; Diptera; Culicidae
Gene: Mys45A
Product: protein SDA1 homolog
Exons: 2
Coding region: 88-2406 (772 amino acids)
Biological process (GO): ribosomal large subunit biogenesis; ribosomal large subunit export from nucleus
Cellular component (GO): nucleolus
Source: RefSeq, a predicted model, not a curated record
UCUUUACCAUGUGGUCAGGUCCGUGAGUUGGUCGUGCUUGUUUACAUCCCGGGCACAGGAAAAAAGUAUAACUUUUCGGGCCGAAAAAUGGUGCGCCACAAUAACCAGCUGCCGGACAAUUUACCCCAGCUACAGAAUCUUAUCAAGCGCGAUGCGGAAUCGUAUCGCGAUGAGUUUCUGCAGCAGUAUCAACACUUCCACAGUGUGCUGGACAUCUUCCGGCUCGAGCCGGACAAGGAGAACAAAAGUCUGUGCGAGUCGAUCAUGUUUCUGGCCCAGGUGGCCCAGUGCUAUCUGGAGGAGCUGAAAACGUUCCCCCAAACUUUGGUGGACCUGCUGAAAACGCACUCUACCACGCUCGAUCCGGAGAUGCGCAACACGUUCUGCCGGGCAUUGAUUUUGCUCCGCAACAAGAACCUCAUUUCACCGCUGGAUCUUCUGGAACUGUUCUUCCAGCUGCUGCGCUGUCCGGACAAAGCGUUGCGCACCUUUCUGGAGAAUCACAUCAUCAACGACAUCAAAAACAUGAAUGCAAAGCAGAAGGAUAUGAAGCUUAACUCGACGCUGCAAAACUUCAUGUAUACAAUGCUGCGGGAUACGAAUCCGAAGGCAGCGAAGAUGUCGGUUGACAUCAUGAUCGAGCUGUACCGGAAGCAAGUCUGGAACGAUGCGAAAACGGUGAACGUGAUCGCGAAUGUGGGUUGCUUUUCGAAGCUUACGAAGGUGUUGGUCGCUUCGCUCAAGUUUUUCCUCGGUACGGAUCAGCAAGCCGAGGAGGAGGAGGAUGAUGACGACAGUGAUCGGGAGGUUGACCUGAAGGGUAUCAUGAUGGCAGCGAAGGUGAACAAGAAGACGAAAAAACGCAAGAAGAAGGUAGAAGCGGCCAAAAAGCUGUACACGCAGGCACAGAAGAAGAAAAAGCGACCGGUGGCAUUCAACUUUUCGGCCAUCCAUCUGAUCCACAAUCCGCAAGGAAUGGCGGAAAGCCUGUUCAAACAGCUGCAGGACGGGAACGAGCGGUUUGAGGUGAAGCUGAUGCAUCUGGACGUUAUUUCGCGGCUGAUCGGUAUUCACGAGCUGUUUCUGUUUAGCUUCUAUCCUUACAUAGCCCGAUUUAUUCAGCCACAUCAGCGCCAGGUCACCCGAAUCCUACAGUUUGCUGCCCAGGCUUCGCACGAACUGAUUCCACCGGAAAUCAUCGAACCGGUGAUAAAAACGUUGGUAAAUAACUUCGUCACCGAGCGCAACUCGAGCGACGUUAUGGCGAUCGGUUUGAAUGCGGUGCGUGAAAUCUGUGUCCGCUGUCCGCUGGCCAUGAACGAGGAUCUGCUGCGCGAUUUAACGAUGUACAAAAACUACAAGGAGAAGUCGGUAAUGAUGGCAUCGAAGGCGCUGAUAAUGCUCUACCGCGAGCAGAUGCCAACGCUGCUGGCCAAGAAGGAUCGUGGCCGUCCGACGGAGGCGAGCAUUGAAAUUAAGCCCAAGCGUUACGGUGAGAUCGUCGCGGCGGACUACAUUCCCGGUACGGAGGCGCUGUUGCGGGAGGAUGCACCGGACCUGGGGGAUGCUGUGCCGGGUGAUGCUGAUGAUGACGACGAUUCGGACGAAGCGGGCUGGGUGGAUGUGAACAGCAGUGAGGAUGAAACUGAUGCCGUAUUGCGCGAGCAACGAAGCAAAAAGGGUAUUACGAUGAUUAAAUCUUCAAAGGCUAGGAAUGAGCCAGAAGAUGAGGACGAAGAUGAAAGUGAGGAUGAGGAAGAUGAGGAGGAAGAGGAUGGUGAGUCGGAUGAAGAUGACUGGGAAGAUUGUAGCAGCGAGGAGGAAGAGACGGAAGAGAAGCCUGUCGAGAAACCCAAACCGAAAAAGCAGAGAGGUAAAAAGCGUCGCCCGAAGAAAAUUCCCACAGUCACCAAGGCCAGUCUGGCAGCAGAACCGGAACCAUCGCCCGUUGAAACGGAACAGCCUCAGGCCGGUGAACAAACGCUUAAUACGGCCGAUGCAAUGCAGGAGCUAGCGUUGACGAAAAUCUUUACCGAUGCCGAUUUUGCCCGUAUCGAGCAGGAACGCGUUAAGAAACAGCUUACGCAUCACAGCCGCAAACGUCAGCUGGAAACGGAACGUAGUGAGUUUGUGAAGCUCGAUGCAAUCGAGAUGAUUUACAAGCGGCGCAAGGCGGACAAGCAGACGCGUGUGGAAAGCAUACAGAAGGGUCGGGAAGGGCGUGAAAAGUUUGGCUACAAGGAUAAUCGGAUGAAUCCGCACUGUUCCAAGACAAAUCGGGAAAAGCAAAAGAAUAAGAACUUUACGAUGAUUCGGCAUAAGGUACGGGGCAAGGUAAAGAAGUCGUUCCGCGACAAGCAGGUAGCGUUGCGGAAGCAUCUGAUGCAUGUGAAAAAGAUGAAAUAA